CCGCCCACCGCGCAGGAAGAGAGAAGGAGAGCGAAGGCGGGAAGCGGCGAGAGAGGAGAGGAGAGGAGAGGAGAGGCGGCGCCAUGGAGGCCGCGGAGCCGGUGCUGGAGGCCAAGGAAACCGAGGAGAGAACUCCCCAAGAAAAUCCCAGCCCUUGCCUGCUAGAAAGACAUUUGAGAAGUAAGCCUUUGAUGAGACAAGUGAGAAUUCAGCUCACGCCUGUGCAGCUGAGCAGCGACGGAGAAGGAGAGCGCAAAAGGCAUUUGGCUCAGAAACGUUUGUUGGAACAGUUUUCCAACUCUGAAAUGUGUUCAAGCGACGAACCAACAGCCAAGAAAGUCUGUGAUCACCAUGCUCUGGGGUCCCAGAACAGCGAGGAGGCAGCCUUUAGGGGGGAAUCUCCGGGACGUGCCCCCGUUGCCUCAGAAGACAGCAGCAGCAGCGAUUCGGAGGAUCCGGAGAACGUUGGGAAGGAUUAUGAGGAUGGGUCCCCAGAGCUGUCUGCGUAUGAGAGAAAAAGGCUGAAGAACAUAACAGAAAAUGCAAGAUUUUUUGCUUCUCUAAAAAUGUUUGAGACAGCUGCAAGACUUCGUGAAAUCACAACUAAAGGGAGAUCCUGUGAGAGAAAAAGAGUUAGGCCCCCAAAGUCAGAGCCGGCGACAGCUUGUCGAAGGUCCAUGCGCUUACAGAGAGUGGAUCCCACGGGUCUCCCCUUGCCGGAGCCACAAGCCCAGCCAGAACCCGUGGAAGAACAUCCCCGCUUGCCUCCUGGGCUGCUCCCAAUGGUGCCUGCAGAUCAAGAGCAGGGAGCUGAACGGACCAAAGGAUUCCUGGAGAUGUGGGCAAAAAUAAGCCAGGUCGAACCUAAGGAGGAGGAAAGAAUAACGUGCACUUUGGAAAGCUACCAGUCUAGUCUUCGCAGAAUGGUCCUCAGCAGAGACUCUGUGGCAAAAGUGGUCAGAGACAGGAUUUACUCAGUGGCCGUCCAUCCGUCCGAAAGCAAGACUUUGGUGGCUGCUGGAGACAAGUGGGGACAGAUUGGUCUCUGGGAUUUGGAGUGCGGCUCAGAAGAUGGAAUCCAUACCUUUGUCACCCACAGCAGGCCCGUUAGCUGCAUAGGCUUCUCUCCAUCCAAUCCCGCUCAGCUUUUUUCCCUCAGCCACGACGGGACCAUAAGAUGUGGGGAUGUCACCAGAGCAACCUUUGAGGAGGUGUACAGAAACGAGGAGCAAAGUCUCUCCUCGUUUGACUUCCUGGCCAGCGAUGCCUCCACUUUGCUGGUGGGGAUGUGGGAUGGGAUCGUGGCCGUGGUGGACCGCAGGACGCCCGAAACUUCCUCGGAGCUCUCGGCGGACCUUGAUUCGCUGACGAGGACUGUCCACGUCCACCCGGUCAACAGGCACUAUUUCGUUAUCGCUGGAGCCAGGAAUGUUGGCAUUUAUGACGUUCGGCACCUGAAGAUGCGUGGGAACAAGCCCGUGGUGUCUCUGGCUGGGCACACCAAGAGCGUGGCUUCGGCUUAUUUCUCUCCCGUGACCGGAAACAGAGUGCUGACCACUUGUGCUGAUGAUACACUCAGGAUCUUUGGAACCAAAUGUUUGUCGUCUUUGGCUCCUGCUCUCACAACAAUCAGGGAUGGAUCUGGACCUAACUUGGCAUGCAGAUAAGAGACCUGGAUCAAACUUGGCAAACAGAAGCCCCAUGACUAAUUCAUCCUACUGGAGGGGACUGACUCACCAUGCUGGGAGUUAUAGUUAUAAAACCGCCCUGAGUCCCCUAUGGGUGAGAAGGGCAGGAUAUAAGCAUUUAAAUAAAUAUAUAAAUAAAUAUACCCUGUUUCCCCUAAAAUAAGACAUCCCCAGAAAAUAAGACCUAGUAGAGGUUUUGCUGAAUUGCUAAAUAUAAGGCCUCCCCCGAAAGUAAGACCUAGUAAAGUUUUUGUUUGGAAGUAUGCCCAACGCCUGGCAAACAGAACACCAGAGCAUGCAGGAUCGGGAAAUGUACGUACCAUAGAGUGUUGUACAUGGAAAUAUUGGUAGUAAUAAGAAAUUCUUGAUAGGAUUCACAGUUUGUCUGGUUAUGCUGGUUUAUGAUGACAACUACUGUACUGUAUAUAAUAAAUGUUCAUUUUUUUUUGUUCAACAAUAAAUGUGAAUUCUUCUUCAUGGAAAAAUAAAAGACAUCCCCUGAAAAUAAGAA
This is a messenger RNA of Anolis carolinensis (green anole), 2199 nucleotides long. RefSeq names its product WD repeat-containing protein 76. Gene Ontology annotation, cellular component: nucleus. Gene Ontology annotation, molecular function: protein binding; DNA binding. The record is from RefSeq and is a predicted model, not a curated record. The coding region runs from base 84 to 1667 and encodes 527 amino acids. Gene Ontology annotation, biological process: regulation of DNA damage checkpoint. The transcript has 13 exons. Lineage: Eukaryota; Metazoa; Chordata; Lepidosauria; Squamata; Anolidae.